AGUACAUUAUGUGUGUUUUUCCUUGAGUAUACCCUCGACUUUCCUUGCCGCAUUGAAUCCGUUCUCAUUACACACUUGAACUCGAUCACCCUCGGACGAUUCGUUCCUUAUCUUACUUAUCAAUUCCAUGUCAGAUUUAGAGUAGUCCUGUUUAGCUUGACUUAAGCUUCUUUGUGCGUAAUUUCAUCGUAAACGCGUAGUUCGUCUUUGCACUGAACCACGAUGAGUUCUCCGUACAACUCGGGUGUAGCAUUUUUGACCAUCAUUUGGCUUCUGAGGUUCGCAAGUUCCAUCAAUGUGAAACCGAAUAUUUUGGUGUUUCUCACGGACGAUUUGGACGUGGAACUUGGCGGGUUGGAGCCGUUACAAAAGACUCGGAGAUGGAUCAGCGACCAUGGAAUACACUUCAGCAAUUCUUUUGUGUCAACGCCCAUCUGUUGUCCCAGUCGAUCCAGCACUUUAACUGGUCUCUAUCAACACAACACCAAGGUUUUCAAUAAUUCGGUGGGAGGUAAUUGCAACUCUCAGAGAUGGCAAAAUGGACCUGAAACCCGGACUUAUGCCACAGAGCUCAAGAAAGCAGGUUAUGUGACUAUGUAUAGUGGGAAGUAUCUCAAUACUUAUGGCUCAAAAGCGUCCGGAGGCUUGGAACAUGUUCCACUUGGGUGGGACUUUUGGUCAGGCUUGGUGGGUAAUUCGAAAUAUUACAAUUACACUCUCUCCAUCAAUGGCAAGGCAGAACAUCAUGGCGACUCUUACGAAGAAGACUAUCUGACUGAUGUCAUAGGGAGGAAAGCUCAAUCCUUUUUGAGCCACUUCCAGUCCAUCAACUCUACGUCACCAUUCUUGAUGGUUUUAGCCCCGCCCGCUCCUCACGCUCCAUUUACCCCUGCACCGCAAUAUGCAAACCAUUUUCUCAACCAUACAGCACCCAGAACCCCGGCCUUUAACCACAAGUCCACGGGAAGCACUCAGAAGCAUUGGCUGAUCCAAACCCAACCACAAUUGAUGUCUCCGGAGGUGAUUGCCACGGUGGAUGAGGCUUUCCGUAACCGUUGGCGUACUCUGUUAUCCGUUGAUGAUCUCGUAGAUGGUGUGCUCAAGACCCUAGAACAAUUCGAUCGUCUCAAGGACACAUUUGUGGUCUUCACAUCGGAUCAUGGCUACCAUUUGGGCCAAUUUGGAUUACCAUUGGAUAAGCGGCAGCUGUACGACACGGAUUUGCGAGUUCCAUUACUGGUUCGGGGACCUGGGAUCCACACCAACACCACCAAGGGGAAUGUGGUCACCAAUAUUGAUCUGGCACCCACAUUGGUGGAAUUGGGCACGGGACAUGUCCCGGUUGAUAUGGAUGGGACCUCCUUUGUUCAACUGAUGAUGACUGAGAGCAAUUUCAUCACGCCACCGCAACCACAACAUUCAUUCUUGGUGGAGUAUCACGGAGAAGAUGGCGCUCAUGGCGUAGAUCAACAAUGUAAAGCCAUCACUGAUCAACAUAUGGUGGAAUGUGAAGCUCAAUUUGGGUGCAAGUGUCAAGAUGCUAGAAACAAUACCUUUAGUUGUGUCAGAACUUUUUCCCAAUCCGAGGACACCGUGUACUGUCAUUUUCAAGAUGAUGCCGGCUUUAUUGAGAUGUACAAUCUUAAACAAGACCCGUUUCAGUUACAUAAUAUUGCCUCAGGAAUGACGCCUGAAGUGAAAUCCAUUUAUGAGGAGAAGAUCCAGAUUUUAAAGGAAUGUCAUGGUCGAGAUGAGUGCUUCCAGGCGUAAAUAUGAAUAGGAUUUAGCUUUUUCAAGAAAUGCAAGUACAGGGCCAAAGAAAAAUUGUCUUUGGGAGUUCCUUUGAACUUUGAUUUUUAAAUAUCAAGUUCAGGUGCCUAUAUUAAAUAUCAUCCUUUGUUGAAACUUGUAAAGCAAAACCAUGACGUCUUGCAACAACGCUCAUUAUAAUAAGAUUCUUCACUCUGCCAUGAACUUGA
Tigriopus californicus is the source of this 1979-nucleotide messenger RNA. RefSeq names its product N-acetylglucosamine-6-sulfatase-like. NCBI's taxonomy places the organism in Eukaryota, Metazoa, Arthropoda, Copepoda, Harpacticoida, Harpacticidae. The record is from RefSeq and is a predicted model, not a curated record. The transcript has a single exon. Gene Ontology annotation, biological process: glycosaminoglycan metabolic process. Bases 223 to 1770 code for a protein of 515 amino acids. Gene Ontology annotation, molecular function: glycosaminoglycan binding; N-acetylglucosamine-6-sulfatase activity.